Molecule: messenger RNA, 1059 nt
Organism: Stylophora pistillata
Lineage: Eukaryota; Metazoa; Cnidaria; Anthozoa; Scleractinia; Pocilloporidae
Source: RefSeq, a predicted model, not a curated record
UGGGAUCGUUUGGAGGGACAGCAAGAACAUGGUGGACAAGAGCAAUGCAACCGUGCGAGACGCUCUCAAGGUUAUUCUGACAGAAGAAGAUAUACCUGGUGCAAAAAUUCCUCGCGAAACUGUAGAACAAUGUAGCGUCGUUCAAUUGAAAAGGUGGUUGCUGUGCAGGGGAGCAAAGACUACGGGAAAUAAGAAAGCAUUGAUAACAAGAGUUCAAGAUUACAUUAAGCAUGGACUAGACGUUAAAUAUCUCCGUGAUCCAGACGGUGGACUACACCUUCUCCGCAAGAAGGCUCAACUUGGAGUGCUGGAGGAGGAAGAGCCGCAGCUCAACCAAUUCUUGUUAUCUAAAGCAUGCUUCAAGCUUUCGAUUUCCUUUUGUAAUUUGCUGUUCACCUCUUUUAUGUUGUUGUUUUCUUUCUCCAACUGCUGAAUCUCUCCCUUAAGCUUAACAAUUUCUUGUUCUCUUGUUUGCAUUCUGUUGUAUAAACUGUUUAGUUGGUCUCCAGUAAGUAACGUUUGCAUUUCCACACUGGUACUGGUGUCAGCAUUAACAUUCAUAUUUUCUGUCUGUUCUUCAAAUUUAAAGUUCGCUUCCUGUGGUAAUUGAGCAAGUGCUGUUUUUCUUUUUUUGGUUUGCUCUAUUUUCUGUACAUCUUCGAAACUGGCCCUCUUGCGUUCUCUACGUUGAGCUGUCGGUUUUGUCCAUGGAAAAAUUGAAGGCAAGUGCGUUCUGCUAAGUUUUUCUCCUCCAUCGAAAUGAACUGAGCAAAUCCGCGUACUCGUAGAAUCUAAUUUCAGAGUCUCGUUCCUCAUAAGAACCACGUACUUUCUACGUAUAUGAGGGUCUUUUGGAAUUCUAUAAUACUGAAGGUUAGGUGCAUUUCUGUAACUAUUAGUGCAGCCUGGAAUACAGCAGUUAUAGUGUGCCAUGUUUGUCACACGUCAGCUGUGCGUUUGUUUACCUUCACGCUGUCCCUCCAAACGAUCCCAAGAGCCUUUAUGGUGGCAAAUCGUACCCAGACCGCCGCUCGUUUUGAAAAUGGCUAAUUUAUUUUU